Molecule: messenger RNA, 1527 nt
Organism: Fonsecaea erecta
Lineage: Eukaryota; Fungi; Ascomycota; Eurotiomycetes; Chaetothyriales; Herpotrichiellaceae
Exons: 3
Coding region: 1-1527 (508 amino acids)
Biological process (GO): mRNA cis splicing, via spliceosome
Cellular component (GO): precatalytic spliceosome
Molecular function (GO): RNA binding
Source: RefSeq, a predicted model, not a curated record
AUGUCUAACAAUGCCGCGACACCCACGCGGGGAGGCCUGUCGCUCUAUGCGAAUCUCCUCGACCCGAAAAAUGCUGGGCCUGGCACCAUCUCCAGUGCGCCGGUUUCGUACAAGCCGGCCUCAAGCUCUCCCGAACAGGAUGAGGCUGUCAAGAGACAGCAAGCACUCGCUGCCUCCCUCAGAUUCCAGCCUACCAAGAGACCCCAGGUCACUGCUCAAAAGGCAAAAGCAAAAGCCAUCGCCAGUAAAUUCAACAUCCCACCCCCCGCCACCACCGAGGGCGCCGGUGCUGCUGCCACAGAAACACCAGUGCCGCAACCCCCUGCGCCCAAGACCACCAUUGCAGACUGGACUGCUACCGCAUCGGAUGACGAUGACGUGAACAACUUCUACACCGGAAAGCGCCAACGCGGGGGGCGGAAGAAGCGCAAAAAGAACAAGGCGGCGGCGGAGGUGACGCAGAACUGGGAUGAUAUCUACGAUCCGAGCAGACCAAACAACUAUGAAGAAUACAAGCAUAGCGAGGAAAAGAUCCGCGAAGUCAGAGAGUGGAAGGACCUCCUUUACAGACAUCGUAUGAGGCAGAGGAGUUACAGCGAAUCUGAAGACGAUGACUACCGCCGUCCCAUGAACAAACAUUUUGCACCACCUCCCAUGUCCUUUGCCCCUCCGCCCAAUCUCAAUGACGAAAGCCCUCCACCGCCGCCACCACCGGUCGACAUUCCGGACGAUGCUACUGGUGAGGACGCGUACCUGAGACGAUUGCGCAUGAGCCAGGGCCAACAAAGUCAGCCCGUUGUUCCGUCGCCCCCAGCAGAAACCCCACUACCGGGUCAGAUCUCCAGGGCACCCGUGCGGUACAACCUACCCGCUGCACCAGAAAAUGUCCCAGGAUCCGAACCAGAUCUGGAAGAUGGUCGUGCAGAACCCGAGCCCGGUGCCAAUGAAGAUGGCGAUGCCGACGAGCCACGAUCCAAACGCCCUGGUCAAGUGGGAUUUGCCGAACGGCUCAUGGCGAAAUAUGGCUGGAGCAAGGGUCAAGGCCUCGGAGCCCAUGGCACCGGGAUCAUCAACCCCUUGUACGCUAAGGCUGACAAACGAAAGAAGAAGUCCGAUGCAGAAGGUGGUGGCUUCGCUGCACCGGUUGCGACUGGUAAGAUUCUUGGUGGUAACAAGUCCAAGACUGCUCAGGCGGAGGAAGAGGGCAAGUUCGGAGCGAUGUCUGAGGUGAUCCGAUUGGAGGGCAUGUUGAACGGCCUGGAUCUUGACGACGAGCUCACGCGCGGAGAGGGCGGGCUGAUGCAAGAAAUUGGCGAGGAGUGUGGAGACAAGUACGGCAGUGUCGAGAGAGUCUACAUCCACCGGCUGGAGAGUGAAGAGGGCGAAGCAUUGGUGUUUGUGCAAUUUGUGAGCCAGCUCAGUGCUUUGCGGGCAGUCAACGCGUUGGAAGGGAGAAUCUUCAACGGGAAUCCCAUCACGGCGAAAUUCUGGCCCAAGGAGAAAUUCGACAGAGGUGAAUAUGUCUGA